Messenger RNA from Prorocentrum cordatum, 1603 nucleotides. Lineage: Eukaryota; Dinophyceae; Prorocentrales; Prorocentraceae. The record is from the annotation of a GenBank genome assembly.
GCUGGCUUCCAGACCCUGGAUUCCUUAUCUAAGGGUUCCUUAUCCAAUACCCCCACCGUCCGUAGCCAUUUUGGCUCAAGCCGUGUCUCCGCCCGUCUUCGGCCGCGCGGGACUUCUUGAAAUGGCUGCGGGAGGGGGCUCAGCAGCGCCACUGCGGGGCGCAGCUGGAGCCCGUGUGGCGGCGGAUCGUUUGGUCGCGGGGCUGCAGCGGCAGCUCGCGGACGCCGACCGCCGCAGGUUGGAAGCCGAGGAGGCCAUCGACACGCUCGUCGGCGACGCGGAGGUCGGCGCGCGCAUCCGCUGCCUGCUGCCAGCUCUGGCGGCUUUGGUGGCUGGACGGGCGCCGACCUGGUUGCAGAAGCUGCGCCGCAACGUCGCGCUGCACUCCGCGGCGCCGGGAGCGCGGAUCCUGGUGGCCAAGGCUGCCGAGCUCCGCGCUGCUCAGCAGGGGCCGAGGCUGGAGCGCGCCGCAGCGGCGACUGGAGCUUCCGACGGCGUGGAGGACGUGGACACGGACGAGAGCGGCUGGGCGGAGGCGCUGGCUACCCGAGGGGCCCCUGGGGUUCUCGAGACCCAGGAUCCUUGGGCGGGAGGCGGCUUGCCCUUUCAUGCUCGGGUGAUCCACGUGGCCGAGUUGGAGCCGAGGCUCCUGGCGCAGGCCGAUGCCCUGGCGGCAGAGCGCGCUCCGCGGCCAGGGCUGGGAGGUCAGGGAGGCACGGAUCUUCAAGACCUCCCCGACGCCCAAGGGCAUCUGCACGGAGCCACCCCAGAGGGCCUAGUACCUGGGGGCUUGGGAACGUUUCCCAUCUGUUCUGACAAGGAGGCCAUUCCCGCGGGCCCAGGGCUGGCGCCUGGGAUGUGGCACACCUCCGAGCCGUUGGCGGAGGCGGAGGCCUUCGUCCAGGGGCUGGCGGCGGGCUGGCGGCUGGCCGAAGGAGCCCCCGAGUCGCUCGGCCCCGAGCGGCUGGAGGCGACAGAGCAGUGCGACGCGCACUUCAGCAAGCAGGCGGCGGCGGCGCACGGACCCAGCGUCGAUCUCGCGGAGCUCUUCACCUCCUUCGAAGAGAUGCUAGAGGUCGGCGCCUCCGUGAGCUCCGCCAGCCAGGCUGACGUGCAGCUGUUUCGGCACCCCCGCAAACUGUCGGGCACCGCAUGUGAGGCCGUGCAGCUCUUCGACCCGAUCGAGGAGCCCGUGUCUGGCGAAGCGGAGCCCGAAGGCAAGCAGGCAGAGGCUGUGCACGACGCAGCGGUGCCCAACGUGCAGGAUCUGGAGUGCGCCCGCCUCGAGAGGGCGCUGGAGGCCCAGGUCCUGUUGUUCGAAUCGCCCGAGUCGGAGCGUGCCUCGCCGCGGCGGCUGGACCCACAGCGAGAAGCUGUGAGAGCGGCGCUCGCGGCCCCGGAGCACGCCAGGCGACAGGGCGACUCGUGAAGGUGGUCGUGGGCAUCGUGCGGCCGCUAGACGUGCCUUGCCCUUUGCCCUCCUUCCAUUUGUAGAAUUGAAUGCGUGACCACGCGCCUGCUCGCGGGUGCUCGAAGAGUAAAAAAAAAUACCCCCACCGUAAGGUCGCCGCCGGACCAGCUGCCAGACGGAAAAAAAUGCCGA